AUGUUUUCCCUUAAGAAUUUGGAUAAGAGGCUGUACGACUCGCAUGGUAGGAAGAAAAGGAAGAAGAAAUUGGUUUAUAUUGAUGUGCGUACCAAUUCGAUCUACAAGGAUAUGAUCCUUAUCCAGGGAACACCUUUGGAGUCUCCUCCCAUACCGUUGUCAGGGAAUGUAGUUUUUAGUGUAAGCGAUAAUGUGAAGGUAAAGCGGAUCAAGCUCCGGCUAGUAUGCCACUAUAAAUUGGAUUUUGUACAAUUGGUUCAUGACGACAUGGCAAGUAUAGUGAAAGAAAGAACUAAGAUAUUGGAGUGUACUUGGGCUAACCUUCUGAAAAAUAGUGAGGGAGAAACACAAUUUGACUUCACAAAAGUUCACAAGAGCACGAAGAAAAAAACUGGACUGCUACGUGGAAUUAAAAUAUGGAACACUAGUGAUGGAGAUUAUUCGAGUGGUCAUCAUGGGACUAGUGCUAGUGAAUCUGUAGCAAGUUCGCAUUCUACUGGACACACCUCAAGUGAACAUGGGAAGUGGUAUCAAGCAGGUAAUUAUGAAGUUCCGUUUCAGGUCCAACUUCCUAACGAUAUUCCAGAAACUAUCGAGGGUUUGCAAAGUGGUAGCAUUCUUUACAAUUUUAUCCUGGAAAUAGAGACAGAGGAAAGAAAUAAUAAAGUUGAUGUGACGAAUAAGUACAAUUUCUACAAAUAUCUCAGGAUUUUGAGAACAUUGUCUAUGAAUCAUAUUGCAAUACAGGAAGAAAUGAUGGUUAGUAAUACUAUAAGGAAUAUGUUACAAUACCAAAUCAGCAUACCAAGUAGGGCUGUAUCGAUUGGCGACGAAAGUAUGAUAGGACUAUCGAUCAAGCUAAUUCCGUUUGAGAAAAGUUAUUAUCAAUUAGAUAAAAUAAUGGUUGGUCUGGUACAGGAAUAUUGUGUUAAGGACAGACAUGAUGAGGAAUACGUAGAUAGUAGUACGAUCAACCCUAUAACAAUAGCAUCGUUUAGGGACAUAGAAGGUAUUGUACCUGAUACAAACGAGUUAAUAGAUUCUACAGAAUUGAAGAUACAAUAUGAGAUGCCCAAGAAUCUUAAAUCAAUCACGCAGGACUGUGAUAUAAUGAUAGGUGAUGAACGGUUAGGGAUUAAGAAGCAAGUAAUGUAUGUGAGACAUGAACUUAGUGUUCGUAUCAAGUUCAUCAAACUGAAAGAUGAUAAUAAACCACUUGAGAUAAAACUACGGCUACCAGUUUUACUAUAUGUUUCGCCUAUGAAGAAAUUGCUUGGAAGAAGAGUCUAUUUCAAUGAGUCGACUGGUAGAAUACAUUUCAGGGCCAAUGAUUAUGUGCCACUGUUCACCCCAAAUACCGGCAACAGCACCUCUUUAAAUCAAAUUGGUCUGAAUAGCGCAGCAGGCGACAGCCAAGGACAAUCAGACGUACGCGAUGGUAGCCAGGAGGUACCGCCCCCGCUCUAUUCGGAGAUAGACCAGGAUAUUGUAUAUACGGGUGAUAAUGUAGAGUCCCAAUUAUUCGUUGAGAGCACGCGUCGAGACGGGCGUAACCGGGAUAGUGAUGAAAUCCAGAUGGAAACUAACCCUGGGUCGCAAUUACGACACUAUAGUUCAAAUGAUUCGAAUGGGUACAUGAGAAAUCAAAAUCAACCGGUAGUCGCUACUCAACCACCAGUGGACACGUCUACACCAACGUAUGAAGAGGCACAAAGUGCAACUGUUGAGCAGAGGCCUGCCCCUACAUACGAGUAG
Molecule: messenger RNA, 1755 nt
Organism: Nakaseomyces glabratus
Lineage: Eukaryota; Fungi; Ascomycota; Saccharomycetes; Saccharomycetales; Saccharomycetaceae
Gene: ART5
Product: Art5p
Biological process (GO): ubiquitin-dependent endocytosis
Cellular component (GO): cytosol; plasma membrane; cytoplasm
Molecular function (GO): protein-macromolecule adaptor activity; ubiquitin protein ligase binding
Source: RefSeq, a predicted model, not a curated record